This is a messenger RNA of Capsicum annuum, 1964 nucleotides long. Its product is annotated as 3-ketoacyl-CoA synthase 12. The transcript is spliced from 2 exons. Gene Ontology annotation, molecular function: acyltransferase activity, transferring groups other than amino-acyl groups. Gene Ontology annotation, cellular component: membrane. NCBI's taxonomy places the organism in Eukaryota, Viridiplantae, Streptophyta, Magnoliopsida, Solanales, Solanaceae. The coding region runs from base 106 to 1509 and encodes 467 amino acids. Gene Ontology annotation, biological process: fatty acid biosynthetic process. The record is from RefSeq and is a predicted model, not a curated record.
AAGCUGGCCAUGUAACAUACUCAAUUGGAGUACUUAUAAAACACCCCACUUUUUUGUGUCUCACACACACUUUUUUAUAAUCUUCUAUAUUCCUCUUUUCUUCUUAUGGAUUCCAUUUCCAUUUUCUUAUAUGCCCUCUUCAUCUUUUGUCUAUUUUUAAUGAUAUGGAAGAUCAUAGAUCAAAGAAGGCACCAAACUUGUUACAUUUUGGAUUACCAAUGCUACAAACCAAUCAAUGAUCGAAUGCUUAGCACAAGAUUUUGUGGAGAAGUGAUAAGGAGAAACAAGAAUCUUGGACUAAAUGAGUACAAGUUUCUUCUCAAAGCUAUUGUGAGUUCUGGCAUAGGUGAACAAACAUAUGCACCAAGAAUGGUCUUUUAUGGUCGUGAAGAAUGUCCAACUUAUCAUGAUGGUAUUUCAGAAAUGGAUGAAUUUUUUCAUCAUAGUAUUGACAAGCUUUUCAAGAAAACAAAUAUUCCACCUUCACUAAUUGAUGUACUAGUUGUGAAUAUCUCAAUGCUUGCAACUAUUCCUUCAUUAUCUUCAAGAAUUAUCAAUCACUACAAGUUAAGAGAAGACAUCAAGGUAUAUAAUCUUACUGGAAUGGGGUGUAGUGCUAGCCUCAUAUCAAUAAAUAUCGUACAAAACAUUUUCAAGAUUGAAAAGAAUAAGUUAGCACUAGUUGUGACAUCUGAGUCUUUAAGUCCAAAUUGGUAUUCAGGAAAUGAUAGAUCUAUGAUUCUUGCUAAUUGUUUGUUUAGGUCAGGUGGUUGUGCAAUACUAUUGACAAAUAAAUUGGAUUUGAAAAAUAAAGCUAUGUUCAAGUUAAAAUGUCUAGUUAGGACACAUCAUGGUGCAAAAGAUGAGUCAUAUAAUUGUUGUAUACAAAAAGAGGAUGAUCAAGGUAGGACAGGAUUUCAUCUUGAUAAACAUCUUCCCAAGGCUGCAACAAGAGCAUUUGUUGACAAUUUGAAAGCAAUUUCACCAAAAAUUCUUCCAAUUCGAGAGCUUCUUCGAUUCUCAGUUCUCUCUACGAUUCAUAGGGUUUUGAGCCAGAAUUUCGGAAAAUUUGGAGCUCGUCGCCCGAUGAUCAAUCUCAAGACAGGUGUGGAUCAUUUUUGUCUUCAUACGGGAGGGAAAGCAGUAAUAGAUGGAAUAGGUGCAAAUUUAAACCUAAGUGAGUAUGAUUUGGAGCCAGCAAGAAUGACAUUACAUAGAUUUGGUAACACUUCUGCUAGCAGCCUUUGGUAUGUUCUUGGUUACAUGGAGGCUAAAAAGAGACUAAAAAUAGGUGAUAAAGUUUUUAUGAUAAGUUUUGGUGCAGGAUUUAAGUGUAAUAGUUGUUUGUGGGAAGUUGUUAGAGAUUUGCGUGAUGAGAAUGUUUGGGAAGAUUGCAUUGAUAAUUAUCCACCAAAAACAUUAGAAAAUCCUUUCUUGGAAAAAUAUGGAUGGCUUCAAAAUGAAGAUCCAAGCACCUUUUAUGUUCCUGAUGACUAUGUCAUCCCUUGAUCUAUGAGUAAAGGAUAAAAAACUCACCUAAAGUAUUCUGAUCUUUUGAAUUUUACUCUUCAACUAUUAGGCGUGUGAGUUUUUUUUGUCUAAAUUAUCUCUAAUUAUUUAUCAGAACACACCUCAAUUAUCAAGUGUUCAUUUUUCCUAGCUGAAAGUUCAGAUAUGAAACUCAAAUAUUAAUAGUUGAAGUGUUGUUUUGACAAAAUAAUUGGUGAUAAUUCAGACAGGAAACUCGCACACCUGAUAGUUCAAGUAUGAAUCUCAAAAAUUAAAAUACUUUAAGUGUAUUUUUUUCCAUUAAGCUCCCCCGCCAAACCCUAAACAAAAGAAACAAUAAUGAAAGGAUUUUUCGUUGGGAUUUAAUUUAUGUAUCUUUGUAAUAAUUUUUCUUGAUAUAGUUAAUCGAUUUGUGGAUUCUUUGCUCAUGAAAUGUAAAGUUUGUUGUUCUUUUA